Notodromas monacha is the source of this 781-nucleotide messenger RNA. The record is from the annotation of a GenBank genome assembly. Lineage: Eukaryota; Metazoa; Arthropoda; Ostracoda; Podocopida; Cyprididae.
AGUGAUCAGUAUUAACUGACCAGCUUGAACCUAAGCAGUGUUAUUCUAUCGCGUAAUUAAUGUCCUGUGCUAGCUUAUCAUAAUCGAAAUGGCUAUCCGACCGAUCAUUCUGAGUGUAUAAUGCACUUUAAACUGUGAAAUUCGUUAUUCAGCAGAACUUCUGAUCCAACUUGAGUUUCGAUUUCUGACGUUCUCAAAUAUGCCGCGCGCUGCUGCUGCUGGUCAUGCCGAUAAGCCGAAAGGUCGAACGACCGCGUAUGCCUUUUUCAUGAAGCUGAUGAGCGAAGAGCAACGAAAGAAGAAUCAGAGCGUAGCAUUCACGGAACUUACGAAAAUGUGCUCUGAGCGAUGGAAGAACAUGUCCGAAAGCGAAAAACACAAAUUUCAAGUGAUGGCCAAUGAGGAUAAAGUGAGAUACGAUAAUGAGAUGAUGGGCUACGUCCCAGGACCCACGGACACGAAAACAUCGUCGAAGAGGAAGAAGAAAGAUCCGAAUGCUCCGAAGCGUGCUAUGUCGGCAUUCUUUUGGUUCAGCCAUGACGAACGCGCGAAAAUUAAGGUAUCGAAUCCUGGACGAUUGGCUGUUGCCGAUGUUUCCAAGGAACUCGGACGCCGUUGGGCGCAAGUUUCUGCUGCUGAUAAACAUCACUACCAGAAAUUGGCGGAUAAGGACAAGCUUCGUUAUGAAAAGGAAAUGGCGGCGUAUCGUGCCAAAAUCAAAGCUACCAAUCAUGAAACAGAUGAGAACGAUGGUGAAAAUGAUACCGAAGAAGACGAAUAA